Molecule: messenger RNA, 1403 nt
Organism: Anopheles moucheti
Lineage: Eukaryota; Metazoa; Arthropoda; Insecta; Diptera; Culicidae
Product: keratin, type II cytoskeletal 3
Exons: 6
Coding region: 236-1003 (255 amino acids)
Source: RefSeq, a predicted model, not a curated record
CUUCCGCCUGUGCUCGCGAUCGCGUCUUUGCGCUCUUCGCGAUCACCGUUCGUAUAAAACAACAUCCUCGGUCGCGGUUGCGUUCCAUUCGCGCACUUGACUUCCGAACAGAUCGUGGUUCGCGUGUUCUUCUGAUUGAGUGUGUGUAUUUGUGCUGGGUUCUUUUUCUGUACAUUUGAACAGAGAAUUUAUUCGAUCGCUGCUAAAUUUGUGAGCUGCAGUGUAAUUAAGCAAAAUGAAGUUUCUCAUACUGUGCACGUUAGUAGCUGGUGCCGCUGCAGGAUACUCCAGCUCGAACUAUCGGGACGGAAAAGCGACAGGUCUCUAUAAUCAAGUCUCCGUUGGAACCGAUUAUGCUGACAAGUUCCCCCAUGGUAACACAGGUUAUAACGGCGGCUACACGACACACUUCACUACACCGAACGGUGCUGGUGUGGCGGUCGGUGCCGGCACCGGUAGCUUUGGGCCCGGAUUUGGCGGCUACCCCAGCCCGACGGUUGACUUCAGCAACUUCUUCCAGGGCAUUCAGGCGAACUUUGCCAACUUGUACCAACAGCAGUUUGCUCUGCAGCAGGCUCUGUUCCAGCAGCAGCAGGCCGCCUUUAAUGGUGCGUUCGGAGCUGGCGGUUUCGCAGGUGCCGGUGCUGGGGCUGGCGCUUUCCCAGUGUACGGACCCGGCUUUGCCGGUGGUAGCAACUACGUGAACACACGUUAUCCCGCCGGUAACUUUGGUUCGCCGAAUGUGGCCAGCUCUUCUGCCUCCUUUGGACCGGGUGGAUUCCAUCAGACGGCUUCGAUCUAUCCAAACAAUCCGGCUGUACCCAAUGUGGACACUCGCUUCGGAGGAUCGGAACAGUCGACCAGCUUCCAGAAUGGCAAACCAGGAUUCGUCGGUGUGUCCAGCUUCUCGUCCUCCUCCAACAUCAAUGGCCAGACGCACCGUGAAGCAGUAACGACGGUGAACGAUAAUGGCAAAGUGACGACCCAUCGUGUACACUCCUAAACUGCGUCUUACGCAUCACCGACCGACAUGCGACAUGCCCAACGUUCACAACGAAACGCCUAAACAUUGCGAAACGGGACUGGAAGUAGAUUUAGAGUAAACAAUCACCACUACCCCCUGAGUGUGCUGCUUCCUGCAGGGGUGCGCAUUAAAUCACAAACAGAAAACAGAAACCUUCUCAGGAUCGGACGGAGCGUGUUGCGAAUGCUGCUGUGGCUGUGCACGAGGAGUAGCGAGGAAGCUCGUAGCGAUAGUCCACCGGACAAUAAACGUGUGUUGCGAUCAAGGCGUACUUACGGCUAACAAUUUUAUUUUUAAUACAUUUUGGAACCUUUUUAUUAAUAAUUUAAUGCAUUCGCCGCUGUACGGUGGCUUUGCGAAUAAAGCAGAAGAGAUAUAA